UCGUGGUUGUGAUAUUUUGCAAAGAAGAGGCCUUGCGGUAGCGCUUGCCUUGUUUUGAUAUCAACAAUCACUCCCGUCGGCGAUUAGCGUGCUGAGACUUUUUCCGGGAAAGCAAGGAGCAACAAGCUUUGUUGAUUGACUUUCGACCUGUCAGCCACGAUGGCUCUGUCUGUUCUGCGUGGUCUGGCCUGCCCGCGUGCCCUGCCGGCCCUGAUCCGGCCCCUGGCCGCUCCCGCCCUCCAGCCGACCUUGCAGCAGAGAGGGGCCGCCAGCGAAGUCGCGGCGCCCGCCAAGCACAAGCCGUACUCGCCGUUCCAGAACCUCAAUAAUAAGGCCGAGUACGCCGUGGCACGGCUGGACGACCUGCUCAACUGGGGACGGAAGGGCUCCCUCUGGCCGCUGACGUUCGGCCUGGCCUGCUGCGCCGUGGAGAUGAUGCACAUCGCGGCGCCGCGCUACGACAUGGACCGGUACGGCGUGGUGUUCCGCGCCUCGCCGCGCCAGGCCGACGUCAUCAUCGUCUCCGGCACGCUCACCAACAAAAUGGCGCCCGCCUUUAGGAAGAUCUAUGAUCAGAUGCCGGAGCCACGCUGGGUCAUCUCGAUGGGCAGUUGCGCGAACGGCGGCGGCUACUACCACUACUCGUACGCUGUGGUGCGCGGCUGUGACCGUAUCGUGCCGGUCGACAUCUACGUGCCAGGAUGCCCACCCACCGCGGAGGCGCUGAUGUACGGUAUCCUGCAGCUUCAGAAGAAGGUGAAGAGGAUGAAGACGGUGCAGAUGUGGUACCGGAAGUAGGUGAUGCAGUCCUUGGUCUGAACUAUAGGCAAUGAUGUAAAUAAUAUGCAGGCGGUGGUUGUCCGCCGUUGUGAGCAGACCGGAUCGUCGUCACGUCGAAUGUUGCGUGACGGGCCCUCUCGCUCUGCGGGUAACUGGCUGGACAGCGUGACAAGCUGAUGCUCGACAAGGGACUGCGAAGUGUGACUUGUCGGGAAUGCAAUACACUUCCCAACAACAGA
Messenger RNA from Pollicipes pollicipes, 1019 nucleotides. RefSeq names its product NADH-quinone oxidoreductase subunit B 2. The coding region runs from base 160 to 798 and encodes 212 amino acids. Gene Ontology annotation, cellular component: respiratory chain complex I. NCBI's taxonomy places the organism in Eukaryota, Metazoa, Arthropoda, Thecostraca, Pollicipedomorpha, Pollicipedidae. Gene Ontology annotation, biological process: aerobic respiration; electron transport coupled proton transport; mitochondrial respiratory chain complex I assembly. The record is from RefSeq and is a predicted model, not a curated record. Gene Ontology annotation, molecular function: NADH dehydrogenase (ubiquinone) activity; quinone binding; 4 iron, 4 sulfur cluster binding. The transcript has 7 exons.